AAUCUCAACACUGUCGCUACUCGUGUUUCAACUGCGUGUUCUGUCUUGUGUUCAGAAAUGUGUUAGUAACUAUUAGAUUUAGGUUGGCUCUAAUUUGAACCCAAGGGUGUAUCAUUUGAUGUCUGACGACCACAAAUAAAUAAUUUUAUUGUCACUUGUUUUACGGACGGGAAGUUAAGUUCUUACGUGGUUUGCAUUUCUCAAACUUUGUUGUGUUCUUAAGCAAAAGAAGUGUCAUUUUUGAUUCAAAGAACCUGUCUUGAGAUAAACGUUCGUUAGUUUCCUUUUUAAAUUUUACCCAAGUUAAUAGUUGAAUGUAAUCUUACCUCAGCUUACUAUUCUGUUUUCACAGUUUUCCGCAGUUCAUUACCUAAACACGCGAUUAAAGCUUUAUUCGUCAGUGUGUUCUAAAGAGAUUUGGAUCAACUGAGACCACCAUUCCCAAGACUAACACACGCCACACAGCCUCCUGUCUUUUCCAAAAUAAAACUGAUUCAACCUUAGUAAGUAGGACAUUUUCAAGGUCACUGAAGCAUCGUUCGAAGGUUGUCCAUAAAUUAGUCUCACUGAUAUACGUUAGAAGGCUGGUCCUAGGUACCAAUCUAAUCUUCCGAAAUGGCGCUAAACUAUCUUUCUAACUUAGAAGUUAGGUCAUAAAGCCUAACUCACGUCUAAUUGUGAUUUUUUGAAUGACGUUUUGUUAUAAUUCAGACCAAUACUGUAAUGACUAUCAUCAUCAGUAGAACAUAAGAUAGAAAUGUGUGCGUUAUCCUUAGACCCUGUAUUUUUCACCACUAAACAUUACGGUUUUAAACCACAAAAUGACUUUUUUACAGGCCGGUUCAUUUGUUUUGAAAUUCUGUUUGUUGCCUUUCUGUAUAAGUUUAUAAAAUAUCUUGAUUCCUUAUUCUUUUUUAUGUAUUAAUUAGGUUGAUUAUUUAUAUAUAGCCUGUGAAAAGUGCAUAUAUUCGACUCAUUUUAUUCUGCACUCGUAUAUCAGUCGCCCUGUUAACAUCUAGUGAAAAUUUAUCGUAACAUGGAAGUAGAUAAAUACACGUUAAUUGUCCAGAAUCUUCAGGAGGUAGUAGGUGAUGAUGAACUUCGAAGUCUUUUAAAGAAACCAAAUUCAUCAGUAUCUGUGUAUUGGGGUACUGCAACAACUGGUAGACCUCAUAUAGCAUACUUUGUUCCAAUUAUUAAGUUGGCUGAUAUGCUGAGAACCGGUGCAAAAGUCACUGUACUCUUUGCUGACUUACAUGCAUAUCUAGAUAACAUGAAGGCCCCAUGGUAUUUGCUUUGUCUUCGUACAAAUUAUUAUGAAGCUGUUAUAAAAGGAAUGUUCCGUUCAAUUUGUGUCCCAUUAGACCGGCUACAUUUUAUACGUGGAUCUGAUUACCAGUUAACUGAAGAAUAUUCUGUGGAUGUAUAUCGUUUAAUGGCUUUAACAUCAGUUCAUGAUGCACGUAAAGCUGGUGCAGAGGUUGUUAAACAAGUUAGUAAUCCACUUGUAUCUGGAUUAUUAUAUCCUUUAUUACAAGCAUUGGAUGAAGUACAUUUAAAAGUUGAUAUUCAAUUCGGUGGUGUAGACCAACGGAAAAUAUUUAUGUUAGCUGAAAAGUAUUUACCUCAUCUUGGUCAUAAGAAACGAAUACAUUUAAUGAAUCCAAUGGUUCCAGGAUUGACAGGGGGAAAGAUGUCCUCUUCAGAAAUCGACUCAAAAAUUGAUCUACUUGACCCACCGGAGUUUAUUGCCAGUAAAUUAGCAUCAUCUGUUUGUCCACCGAAUAUGACGGCUGAACAAGGCAAUGGAGUUUUGGCAUUUUUAAAAUAUGUUAUAUUUCCUUUAGUACCAAUGAGAACAGGAUUAUCAAUUCCUCGAACUCCGAAACCUUAUUUUAAUUAUACUGAAGUAGAGAAAGAUUAUCUUAUGAAUAAAAUUCCAUCGGAUUCAUUAAGAAAUGUUGUUACAGAAUGUUUAAAUGGAUUGUUGGUGACUAUUCAAAAUGAUUUUAAAGAUCCUGAACUUCAAGAACUUGUACGUAACGCAUAUCCUACGGUAGAUGGAAUUAGUUCAGCGAAUGCCAAGCUUGAAGAAGUUCCAACUAUGUUUACAAAUGAAAAAUCUACUAUUCUACAAGAAAUAGAUAACAGAGUCAAUGACAUGCCAAAAAUUACUGAUCAUUCGAAUUUAUUGGAUUCAUUUGAAAAAGAAUUUGUGGGAUGUACAUCACUUCUGGAGAAACGUCUUAAUCAAACUAAUCGCCUACGAUGUUUAUGGUCAGUUACACCGAUUGGUUUACCACAUCUUGGCUAUUCAAUCCCGAUGAGAUCACUUGCUCGUUUAUCACGAUUAGAUGGUGUUUAUGUCAUUGUAUUAAUUAACAAUAUCUCAGCUCAUUUACGUGGUUCCAUUCCAUGGGAUGUGAUUAAACAACGUGGUGAAUUUUGUCGUGUAAUUUUAACUGGCUUAUUCACUGCUCUUGGUGGUAACCUGAAUCAAUUUAGCUGUAUACUUGGUAGCGAUUUUCAAUUACAUUCGGAAUAUAUGUUAAAUUUCUAUCGUUUAGUGAGCUUAGUUCCAGAAACAGAUUGUUUAAUAUCAAGUAAAUUAUCUGAAUUCGACAAUACAAAUCAAUCAACUAUAAAUCAUAAUCUUGAUGCUAAUAAUAAUAAUACUGAACUAAUUAAUGAUUCAUCUAUUCGACCUUCUACACUUGGUGAAUUAUUAAUACCUUGUUUAGAUUUAAUUGAUACUAUACAAUUAUCUGCAGAUAUUCGUUUGGCUAGUAUACAACAAAUACAAAAACGUCAAAUUUUUCAAUCUAAAUUCCUACGCCAUUUUCCCAAUUCUUUUGAAACUAUCCAUCUUACACAUCCAAUACUCAUUAGUCUUCAAGCUCCAACUAAUCAAAUUGGUGAAUUAUCAUCAUUUCCUCCAAUGAAAUCAUGUCCUUUAUCAUCUCGCUGUACAGGUCCAGCAUCGGCUAAAACACUAGCAGCAUUGCUUGAAGAUAAUUAUCUACCUUUAAUUGAACCACCUUUACAUGGAUCCUCAGAAAAAUCCCCACUGUCUGGUUUAAAACGUCGAAUUAAACGUGCAUUUUGUCAACCGAAUAAUGUUGAUAUAAAUCCUAUAUUGGAUAUAUGCCGUUGGGUAUUAAUUCCAGAUUUCUCGCCUGGAGAACCUUUUAUUAUUCCACGUUCAGAGAAAAAUGGUGGUCCAUUGCAUAUUAAAUCUCAGUCAUCUACACUUAAUGAAUGGGAUUUAUUAAAACAAUACUUUUCUAAUGGUACAUUACAUCCAGCUGAUUUAAAACCAACUGUUGAAUAUUUAUUAUCAAUACAAAAUACUAAUAGUUUAGCUAAUCGACUUAAACAAUCAUUACCAGAUUGGAAUGAAUUAAUGGUAUUAUUAAAUGAAGCAUUUCCUUUAAGUAAAUCUCAAAAUAAUAAAAUAAAUAAUAAAUUAUCAAAAAAUCAUUCAAUGUUAGACAAUACUGAACAUAAGCCAAAUCUCGAUAAUCAUCACCAUCAGCAACAACAACAUCAGCAGCAGAUUAUAUCUCCUGAAGGUUCUUGUAAAUCAGAAGAAAUUGCCCCAAAAUUAAGCAGCAGUAAAUUGUCAUCACCAUCAUUACCAGUGAAUUCAACUGAUGAACUCAAUCCAAAUCGUUUGGACAUCCGAGUUGGUUUAAUCUUAUCUGUUAAAAUACAUCCAAAUGCUGAUAGUUUAUUUAUUGAAGAAGUGGAUUUUGGUUCAAGUAUUGGUAAACGUACAGUGAUUAGUGGAUUAGUUGGUGUUUAUCCUAUGGAAAAAUUACUCAAUUGUUAUGGUAUAUUUGUGAUUAAUUUAAAACCAGUGAAAAUUCGUGGAAUUGAAUCUCAGGCUAUGUUACUUUGUGCUUCAUAUACUGAGAAGAGUUCAUCACUUUUAAAAGUACAACCAAUUCAUUUAUCAAAUAAACAAAAUCCUAUAUUAGGUGAACGUUUUGUCUUUCAUUCAUUAGUUGAUAAUUCUAAAUCAUCAUCAUCAUCAUUAUCAUUUAGAGAACCAGAUAAAUUAUUAUCAUCUAAAACAAAAUUAUGGGAACAAUUAUGUCCAGAUUUAUCAACAUCUAUUAAUCAAUAUAUUCAAUGGCGUGAUUGGAGAUUAGGUUCAAUAUGUGGUAAUAAAUGGAUUAUUGUAUCAGAUGAUGUUCCACCUGGUUCAACUGUACGUUAAAUGUUAACAAUGAAAAGAAGAAUAUAUAAUGAAUACAAUUAGGAGUUAUUUUAUGCUUAUGUUUAUUUCACAUUCUGUAUCAUUUUCAACUUCAUACAAAUAAAAAUUAUUUUCUUUGG
Molecule: messenger RNA, 4341 nt
Organism: Schistosoma mattheei
Lineage: Eukaryota; Metazoa; Platyhelminthes; Trematoda; Strigeidida; Schistosomatidae
Source: the annotation of a GenBank genome assembly